UUCCGUUUCCGGUUCACUCCGAAAACAAAAACGUUUUUGAACGUCUAUCGUUUAUUGACUUUCUUUUAAGAUAGUUUGCUCAAAACAUACAAAACAAAGACGAUGUCCGAUGAUGCCGACAGCUCGUAUGAGCAGGGUGAGCUGGAACCGAGUCCUGAUCACCACCGGGCCUCGGACAAUGAACGUCAGCUGUCUCUCUCCCCACAAUCCCAGGAGGCAAUUGUUAUUGAUGACCCAGAAGAUCAGGACUUCUCAGACAAAGACAGAAGUGGGGGAGAAGACGGGGAUGGCCUGGACAUAAAACCUCCUCAAACUCAUGCAGGCCGCAAGGAGAAAUCCCGUAAACAUAAACAUAAAGAGGAGCGGCGACGAGAGAGGGACAGACGAGACCGAGAGAGAGAGUACAGAGACCGAGAAAGAGGUCACCAAGGCCGGCAACAAGAACAAGACCGUCACAGAUUGGUCCAGAUGCGGGAUCGACACCGGGAACAGAAGGAGAUGGACAGGGAGUGGCAGAGAGAACGUGAAGUGGAGCGGGAACGACAGAAGGCAAGAGAGGCUGAGAGAGAAAGAAAGGAAAAGGAAAAAGAGAGGCGAAUAAAAAUGGAAUCGCGCGAGGCUCGUGAAAUGAGGAAGAGACAAGAAUCUCAAGAUGAAAGAGAGAGACUUGAACAGCUUGAACGAGAGAAGCAGAGAGCUAGAAGAAUACGAGAGGAGAGGGAGAGAGCUCGUAGGAAGGAGGAAGACAGAAGGCAAGCCCAGCAAUCAAGAUCAGAGAAUCAUGUAAAGAGACAAAAGGUUGUCCGCACAGAUGGUGAGCGUGUCCGCAGUCGCAGUCGAGAUCGGCGCCAUCAGCGUGAAGCAGAUAACAAGGGAAGAUCCCAUCGGAAAGAGGGUGAACAUCGAGGGCGAAUGGUGGGUCCACACACCCCAGAGGAAGAAGACGAGGAAGAGGAGGAGGAGGAAGAUCACAGAGAGGUUCACAUCGAGGCUCAUGAGGAAUACCUGUCUGAUGAGGAAGAGGAGGAAGAAGAAGAGGAGGAGGAAGAAGAAGAAAAAGAAGAGCAGUCAGAGGAGGAGGAGGAAUAUGCUGAGUCGGCAGAAUCACAGGAUUCGAGGGAGAGUGACAACAGCAGCAGCACAUCCAGCAGCAAGGUCAGCGAGGGCGUCGGCAGCAACGGCCAUCAUGAGAAAGUACGCUCCAAGUUUGAUGACCAGUCAGAGAAUGAGAGUGAGACAGAGAGCGUUGACAUGCUCAACGCGAACAACAACGUGGACUACAUUGCAGACUCCCCACCACCUUCACCGCUGGAACAAGAGAUUAAACUCCCUCCCUAUUUCCCAGCAUUACAGGGCUGUCGUAGUGUUGAAGAGUUCAGCUGCCUGAACCGGAUCGAGGAAGGGACGUACGGCGUGGUGUACCGAGCCAAGGACAAGAAGACAAACGAGAUCGUGGCUCUGAAGCGGCUGAAGAUGGAGAAGGAGAAAGAGGGCUUCCCAAUCACAUCUCUCAGGGAGAUCAACACAUUACUGAAGGCCCAACACUACAACAUUGUCACUGUCAGGGAGAUCGUUGUCGGCAGCAAUAUGGACAAGAUCUACAUUGUGAUGGACUACGUCGAACACGACCUCAAAAGUCUAAUGGAGACCAUGAAACAACCGUUCCUUGUUGGGGAAGUAAAAACGCUGAUGCAGCAGCUCCUUCGUGCUGUGACCCAUCUCCAUGACAACUGGAUCCUCCAUCGCGACCUGAAGACCUCGAACCUCCUCCUCAGUCACAAGGGUAUCUUGAAGGUCGGAGACUUCGGUCUGGCGCGAGAGUAUGGCUCCCCGUUGAAACAAUACACGCCCAUUGUAGUCACGUUGUGGUACAGAGCUCCAGAGCUACUCCUAGGAACAAAGUUGUACACCUGUGCUAUUGACAUGUGGUCCGUGGGGUGUAUAUUUGCCGAGUUCCUCACAAUGAAAGCACUGUGGCCCGGCAAGUCUGAAAUAGAUCAACUCAACAGGAUAUUCAAGGAUCUGGGUACUCCCAACAAGAAGAUCUGGCCGGGCGUUGAGGAGUUGCCAGGCAUGAAGAAGUGCACCUUCACCGACUACCCUUACAACACCCUCCGCAACAGAUUCGGUUCCUACUUCACCGACGUUGGCUUCGAUCUUAUGAACAGGUUCCUCACUUACAAUCCGACAAAGCGCAUCACUGCGGAAGAUGCGUUGACACAUGACUACUUCAAGGAGUCUCCGCAGCCGGUCCUCCCCUCCAUGUUCCCCACCUGGCCGGCCAAGAGCGAACAGCCACGUAAACACCAGAGCUCCCCCAAACCCCCCUCAGGAGGCAAGGCCUACUCCAAGCUACUGGGCGAUGAUGAUGAAUCUCUCGGCUUCCACAUGGCCAAUGCUGUGAAGGGAGCAUCUGCACAGGGACCUGGAUUUCUCCUCAAGUUCGGGCACUAAGGAAGCAGUUGGAGUCAAGUACCCAGAAACACACAGGCUCAACAACAAGCACCAUGAUUUCCCCUCAGUGGUGUCUCGUGUACCUCAAACUACGCACAUGUUAAACAAGCUACAAGAUCUUCGCUGCAGUUUCUUACAUACCCCAUACAGAGAAAGCUGUUGAAGGCAUGCUGUAAGUGUCUGUAGUCCAGUAGAUAGUGUGUGUGCCUGAGAGUCUGGGUUUGUCUCUUUUGAACAGCAAGAUACCCUUGGUGUAAGACCUUAUCAUCCACUGGCUGUUGGAACAUUAUGAAAGUGUCUGGUUGGUUAAAUUGUAAGAACAAGAGUCUUCAAGAAUCAAGGACUUCAUUGAGCUUGUUAUCCAUUGCAGCACCAGCUAUAGGAAACUGAACGAUUCAACAAUGUGCCUUCCGUGAACCUCAAAUCAUUGUUUCAUGAUCUGCUCCAAACCAACAAUAUCGGAGGGUACAGCAAGUCCAUAAUGCAAGCUUGCCGAUUUCCUAAUUUUCAUGACCUUAUUAAAACAUGAGGGACCAUAUUGUACAGCCAAUACCUGUGCCCACCCCUCUAUUCGCAACCAUGGCGACAGUCUCUGUAUAGAGUUGUGUCCCUUAGGUGUGGCAGGAGUGAUCUCAGUUUGAAUCCCAGAGUUUGCUGAUUCUGUUUGUAGGUUUGUCAGCACCACACUCAUUAUUAGAAACGAUCUAUUUUCAAAUUCCAGAUUCACUUAAAGACGUUUGUAAGUUUGAUACAGUCAUACUUGGUGUCAUGGGUUAACCAAUCCAGUCACCUGAUGUACUGUAUUAUUUUGUGCUUUAAUCUAGCGUCAAGCCUUUAAGCUGUUACACUGGCAUUGAAGCAAUCUCACUGUACUGCUACUGCGUGACUGGGCAGAGUUAUGGCCCUUAACAAUGCAGGAUCCAGUGUUGAAGCCAAUCUGCUCAUUCACAUCUCCAAAUUAAAUGAGUCAGUCUGAUUUGCAGACCCCUUUAUAAGAUUUGUUAAACACAGUACUGGUACAUAUGUUGUUUAGUUUUCAUAAUUUGUAAAGGAAAAGUCCUUAUGUGCCAUUAUUCAUUCCUACCUGCUGCUGCUGUAAAUACAAUACAAGAUCACUGAAGUUUGAUAUCAGUGGACAGGACCCUGUAAAUAUUUGAUACAUGUGUAAAUCAAAUCAUGUUUACAUGUCAUGUAAAUAAUCAUAAAACAUUUCACGAACU
This is a messenger RNA of Haliotis rubra (blacklip abalone), 3674 nucleotides long. Its product is annotated as cyclin-dependent kinase 11B-like. The transcript is spliced from 16 exons. Gene Ontology annotation, cellular component: nucleus. Gene Ontology annotation, molecular function: ATP binding; cyclin-dependent protein serine/threonine kinase activity. Gene Ontology annotation, biological process: protein phosphorylation; regulation of mitotic cell cycle. The coding region runs from base 103 to 2454 and encodes 783 amino acids. The record is from RefSeq and is a predicted model, not a curated record. NCBI's taxonomy places the organism in Eukaryota, Metazoa, Mollusca, Gastropoda, Lepetellida, Haliotidae.